This is a messenger RNA of Emys orbicularis (European pond turtle), 1569 nucleotides long. RefSeq names its product immunoglobulin superfamily member 1-like. The transcript has 12 exons. Bases 1 to 1569 code for a protein of 522 amino acids. The record is from RefSeq and is a predicted model, not a curated record. Lineage: Eukaryota; Metazoa; Chordata; Testudines; Emydidae.
AUGUACCGGGCCGAGGUCGCGCAGUGGCACACGGAGGCGGCCGGCUCGACGGCCAAAUUCCAGGGGUCCUACCCCAAACCCUCCAUCUCUGUCAGCCCCGGUGGGGUGAUCCCCAUGGGGGGAAAUGUCACCAUCUGGUGUUGGCAUCAGCACCUGGGCCUGAGGUUCCUCCUCUACAAGGAUGAAGAUGGGAACCAUCUGACUUACACAGACCCUGCUGGCUCUGAGGCUAAAUUUCCCAUCACCGGUGCCAGACAGGAACAGAGUGACAACUACACCUGUCAAUAUCAUAGAAUCAUAGAAUAUCAGGGCAUCUACUCAGAGCCCAGCGACCCUGUGCAGAUCAUUGUAGCAGCAUCCCCCUACUCCAAGCCCUCCAUCUCCCUCAGCCCCAGCGGGGAGAUCGCGCCGGGGACGGACGUCACCAUCUCCUGCCACGGGCUGCAGCAGGGCGUGCGGUUCAAGAUGUACCGGGCCGGGGUUGCACGGUGGCACACGGAGCCGUCCGGCUCGACGGCCGAAUUCCGCAUCCCCAACGCCCGGCGGGAGGAUGGGGGCAACUACACCUGCAGUUACGAGAGCCUGACAGAGCCGCCCGUCAGCUCCCCCCACAGCGACCCCGUGCAGCUGGUGGUAGAAGCGCACUACUCCAAGCCCUCCAUCUCCCUCAGCCCCAGCAGGGAGAUCGCGCCGGGGACGGACGUCACCAUCUCCUGCCACGGGCCGCGGCAGGGCGUGCGGUUCAAGAUGUACCGGGCCGGGGUCGCGCGGUGGCACACGGAGCCGUCCGGCUCGACGGCCGAAUUCCGCAUCCCCAACGCCCGGCGGGAGGACGGGGGCAACUACACCUGCAGCUAUGAGAGCCUGAGGGAGCCGCCUGUCAGCUCCCCCCACAGCGACCCCGUGCAGCUGGUGGUAGCAGGGGCCCCCCCGAAGCAGGAUUACCCCCCGUUUGCCAUCGUCCGUCUGUCCCUGGCCGCCGGGGUCCUGCUGGCCCUGGUGCUGGUCCUGGCCGAAGCCGCGUACAGCUGGAGGAGCCUCGGCACCCGGAUGUCGGGCCAGGGCCUGCAGAGCUCGGUACCCGCAUGCGUCCACACGCACCUCCGCACACUCCGCCGGGGAGCCCAGGCCUGGGCUAGUGGGGGGCUGCGGGUCGUGGCCGUGGUGCAGGAGGAGACGCUCAGCUACCCAUGUGAGGCCAGCACCUCCUCGCACCGGAUCGACCUCCCGCUGGACGCCGGGGAAGGAGAAAAGAAAAUGCAAUGGAUGCACGGGAACACGGCGAUCGCCACCUACCCGCCCAGCGGGCAUCACCCCUCCGUGCUGGACGUGGGCGAAUGGGGAAUCGCCCUGAGCAGCUGCAUGAAUCUCACCCUGCUUGUGUUCGACGCAACGGGUAAGGAGAGAAGGACGCACUACACAGCGUGGAGGCUGCAGAUGGGGGUCUACGAAUCCCCUGCCCCGGCACAGAACCCAGGAGUCCGGCUGGCCUUUUCCCUGCUGAGCUGUAACUGCCGGAGCAGGCUGGGCAGGGCCCCGGGGCUGUCCCAGGUCGCCGUCUCCCGCUAA